Messenger RNA from Caenorhabditis bovis, 1560 nucleotides. Lineage: Eukaryota; Metazoa; Nematoda; Chromadorea; Rhabditida; Rhabditidae. The record is from the annotation of a GenBank genome assembly.
AUGGUGUUGGCCGCGGUGUUGUCGAUGCUGCGCUACGUCGCGGGCAGCGAUGAUCGUGAUUUCGUCGAUCGCCUCCAUUCAUACUUCACAUGCAACAUUCUCAUUGGGUUGGCCGUUUUGGUGUCAUUUAAGCAAUUUGGCGGCAAACCUGUCGAAUGCCUCGUUCCCGAUAUAUUCAGCAGUAGUUGGGAGCAAUACGCCGAGAAUUAUUGUUGGGCGAGCGACACAUAUUUUGUGCCGAUCGGCGACGCCGUCGCCGGAAUGCACACCACCGAAAAGCGGCAGGCGAAAAUCAGCUACUAUCAAUGGGUGCCGUUUUUUUUGCUGCUCGAAGCCGCCAGUUUUCGUCUGCCGAGCCUUUUAUGGAAAUAUCUCGCCGGACAUUCGGGCAUCAAAAUCAAUGAGAUUGUGAAGCUCUCAUCGGAUCCGAACAACAUCAAGCCCGACAUCAAGCGCGCCAACAUCAAAUCGCUCACUGUCCAUUUACAAGGUGCCCUUCGAUUUCAUCGUCGACUUCAGAAGAAGCAAAUCCGACCUCACAAAUUUUUGUGGAUGUUCAAUCUGCCGUACUCGGCGUUUUUUGUGACCGCAAUGUACCUGUGCACCAAAUUUUUCUAUCUCGCCAAUGUCUGCCUGCAACUCUCUUUGAUGAACCGAUUCCUUGAAACCGACAAAUACCGAUGGUACGGUUUAGGAGCUCUUGUUGAUUUGCUCAAUGGAACGACUUGGGAGCAAUCUGGCAUGUUUCCACGAGUCUCGCUAUGCGAUUUUGACAUCCGCGUGAUGGGAAACCUCCAAGAGCACACAAUUCAAUGCGUGCUGGUCAUCAAUAUAUUCAACGAGAAAAUUUUCAUAUUGCUCUGGUUUUGGUAUUUGAUUUUAUUAUUUUUCACAUCCGGCUCAUUCCUCUACUGGCUGAUCGUCUCGGCGUGGUCGAGACUCAAUCGGCGAUUCAUCAUGAGACAUUUGGAAAUGAGCGAUAUUGCUCUGGACACAACUGAUGAGGAUGUUGAGAAACAAGUGAAAAAAUUUAUUGACAACUAUCUCAAAUUGGAUGGCGUAUUUGUGAUAAGAAUGAUGACGAUGCAAUCAGGGGUGAUCUUUGGAACCGAUCUUGUGCAAGAGUUGUGGAAGAAUUUCUACGGAUUCGAGCAACAAUUGAAGAGGAGCAAUUCGAUGCCGAAAAUUGAGGGCGCCGAGCACUCUCGCAAACCGCACCAUCACGAUGAGACGUGGUGGCCGGCGCCGCCAACGCUUGUCUCGCAGCCAAAUUAUCGCGAUGAGAAUCAAGCGAACGCGCUACGCUGGCGUCGAGCUCUCGGCGCCAACACCGCCAAUAAUCUCACUGAGCAAGAUUUGAUGGAAAAACUUCUGAAUGAUGUGAGCGAUGGAAAAGAUUCGAGUUUGCUCUACAAUCUUCGUCGACCCGUCUCCGUGACCGCAUACAUCGAUGAUGAGAGAAGCUCCUCACCAAAAACGGCAGUGUCAAGACCAAAAUCGGAAUAUGACACUAAAAAACCGCCCCCUCCACCACCACCACCAAUGAGCACAUUUCGAUAA